AUGCAAGCUCCGACAGUCGUCAGCACGCAAUCCCUCCAGCUCCGGAUGGCAAUCCGCGAUCACUGGGAUGCGGAGAAAAGCGCCAUGAAUGUCGGGAUGGCCAAGCUCAAGGUCACCCUCGGCGCCGAUGUGAUCAUCAAGCCUGAGUGGGGCAUGCUUUCGUCCUCUCUCUCAAAGGCAUACGAGAGGGAGGCCGAUAUGGUCAAGGGCGUUUCCGAGUUUGUGGCCUCCUGGCUUCUCGCUCUUGAGGAGUUGAUGUCCGACGACAAGGCCGAGGCGUGGACCGAGGAGUUGAUGGGCAAGCUGCCCAACGACAACCGCGUUCGAGCCUCAAUCACUGUGAGCAACAGCGGGGAGCACCAGCACGGGUCGAGUUACUGGGACGACACGGUGAGGCAGUUUAUCAUCGAGAUCCAGAACAAGGCGAUCAGUCCGGACAGGCAGUAUAUCCAAGAGGCCAAGAGCACACUGUUGACGUCGUUCACGUCGCACAAGGCCGAGCCGGAUGUUCCUUCGAUUCCGGAUGAUGACUGGACCCAAGUGGAUGCCACGACGCCAAUCGCACCGACCUCGUCGACGACCCUGUCGCCGCUCCGCAUGGCCGGCCUCGCGUCAGUCCUGCCCGUUCCCGUGCCGAUGAGCAUGCCCAAAGCCAAGGCGAUCGAGCGGCCGGAUACGCUUCUCUGCCGCCCGCCCUACUACAUCACCAUCGCGGGCGGGGCAUCGUACCUCGAAAUCCAGGGCAGCCACUCUCCCAGCCUGGAACUCAUCAAGACGUACCUCGAGACGUGGGUCCGCACCGACCACAACCACUCCGGAGCGUUGCCUCAAAUCAAGAUCAAGCUUCAUACGUCGUCGUUCGGGUUUGGUGCCGUGUACGACAAGGUGUCUCUUGAACCGAACAACCAGGUAUCCGAGGUGACCGUCCCGCUUGUCAUCGCUCUUGUCGAGGGCACGCUUGGCUAUCAGCUCUUGUACACUGACGCGCGGGUGUGGUCGUUCCGCCGAACCCAGGAGUUCAGGUGA
Molecule: messenger RNA, 1026 nt
Organism: Vanrija pseudolonga
Lineage: Eukaryota; Fungi; Basidiomycota; Tremellomycetes; Trichosporonales; Trichosporonaceae
Exons: 4
Coding region: 1-1026 (341 amino acids)
Source: RefSeq, a predicted model, not a curated record